This is a messenger RNA of Anguilla anguilla (European eel), 1783 nucleotides long. It is a transcript of the gene cdk21, whose product is annotated as cyclin-dependent kinase 21. The record is from RefSeq and is a predicted model, not a curated record. Bases 515 to 1417 code for a protein of 300 amino acids. NCBI's taxonomy places the organism in Eukaryota, Metazoa, Chordata, Actinopteri, Anguilliformes, Anguillidae. Gene Ontology annotation, cellular component: cyclin-dependent protein kinase holoenzyme complex; cytoplasm; nucleus. Gene Ontology annotation, molecular function: cyclin binding; ATP binding; cyclin-dependent protein serine/threonine kinase activity. Gene Ontology annotation, biological process: regulation of gene expression; signal transduction; protein phosphorylation. The transcript has 8 exons.
UCACGUUACACAAUUCCGCAUAUUAGUAGGCUAUAAAUAAGUGCCUUGUUACAAUAGGUUUUGCCUACAGUAGCAAAUCUGGUCAAUGCAGGCCAGUUUAGCUACUGUUGCUGAAAUAUAGCUAAUUAUGAUUUGGAAAUGUAUGGAUAGGCGAAGUUAUCUAGUCUAAGUGGAUCUUGGUCUGCAAUGAGAACAAUAGUAACUGUAACAUGUUUCAGAUAAUGUACUUUACAUUACUGACAAUGUUAAACCUAAAAAUUGUUCAGUCAAAAUAUAGACUUGUUUACCACACAAUUUUAGUACGGCAUUAACUAGCUAGUAGCAUACUGCCUGGAAAUAUUAUCUAGCUUGUUCAGCUAACAAAAGCCUAUCUUGUGUUCCAUUCAGUAGUUGGCCUACCAAAAAUGAGCUUGAUGACUGCAUAGAGACUAGGCGUUGGCCAGCUACCCAUUAUAACGUUAACUUCUCCGUCCUGAAACAGUUUUUCUGAAGCAAGCAAGAAAUUUGGGAAAAUAUGGACGUCCACAGCUGCACUGGUAUCGGUGAUUAUGAAAUAUUGGUUGAAAUCGGAGAGGGCGCCUAUGGCAAAGUGUACAAAGCCAGAGAGACGAAGGACAAGCAACGCCUCGUCGCACUGAAGAAGCUGAAUAUACCAAACGACCCGGAGAGCGGCAUACCUGCGUUCAUGAUCCGGGAGGUGGCGCUGUUGCGAAAAACUGAGUGCUUCAACCACCCAAAUAUUGUGAAGUUACUAAACGUAUCGGCCGGACUACGGAAUCGAACCUUGGACUUAACGUUGGUUUUUGAGUACAUCGAUCAAGACUUGACAACGUUCCUUGCGUCAGCCCCACCGAGCGGAUUGAGUCUGGAAAAAAUUAAAGAUAUGAUGCGUCAGCUGUUGACCGGGCUGGAUUUUCUCCACACCAACAUGCUGGUGCACCGCGACCUGAAGCCGGACAACGUGCUGGUCAGCAGCCGAGGGGAGGUGAAGAUCGCCGAUUUUGGGCUGGCCCGAAUCUACAGCCAUCAGAUAGCUCUCACGCCCUGUGUGGCGACGCUGUGGUACAGGGCCCCAGAGGUGCUCCUGCACUCUGUGUACAUGCCCUCUGUGGACAUGUGGAGCGCAGGCUGCAUCUUCGCUGAGCUCUUCCUCCUCAGGCCCUUGUUCCGCGAGUUCUCCGAGGCGCGGCUGCUGCAGAAUAUCUUUGAGGUCAUCGGCCUGCCCGAGGAGGAGGACUGGCCAGCAGAGAGCCCCCUGCCGUACUCCUCAUCCUGGGGAACAGGCGCGCGGUCCACCCAGCUGCUCCCAAACCUGAGCCUGCAGGAGAACGACCUACUGACCUGUCUGGCGUUCAACCCCGCCAAGCGGAUCUCAGCCUCCAGGGCGCUGGCCCACUCUUUCCUGACUGGACCCUGAAGGGGGGCGGAGCCUGAGGCGGAAGUCUGGGGGUUCGGUGCCCCGGUCUGGGCCAAGCUCUACAGAAUACGUUUUUCUGCUGAAAUUGAACUUUGAUUUCCCAGCUGACUGAAUACCCAUUAUUGAGCGGGUGCUGAUUUUCCCAGUUCCUUUGGAUUCCUUGUGUCGUAAGGUGCAUCUUAUAAUGUGAAAUGAGAGAGCCCGAAACCGCACGGCGAAAAUAGCGGUAUCCUGGGAGAGGAACAGCUGACUGAGUCUGAGCCAUCAUGCAUAACAAAUGCUCAGUGUCCAUUUCCUUCUCAUUUGUAGAAUUUGUAGUUCUUGACAUCUGAAAGAAAAUUAUUCAAAUUGCACCAACCCCCCCCC